Odocoileus virginianus texanus is the source of this 2139-nucleotide messenger RNA. It is a transcript of the gene ZNF25, whose product is annotated as zinc finger protein 25. The record is from RefSeq and is a predicted model, not a curated record. NCBI's taxonomy places the organism in Eukaryota, Metazoa, Chordata, Mammalia, Artiodactyla, Cervidae. Gene Ontology annotation, biological process: regulation of transcription by RNA polymerase II. Gene Ontology annotation, molecular function: DNA-binding transcription factor activity, RNA polymerase II-specific; RNA polymerase II cis-regulatory region sequence-specific DNA binding.
GCGUGGGCGGCGCUGGCUGCUGGGGACGUGGCGCUAUGAAACCACAGGGAUCUGGGCUCAACUCCAGAGCCCGCCGGUAAAUGGGCAGGUUAAUCUGGGUAGAACCCGGAUACUCAUCUGUAAGAGCACAAUAGCCUUUAGGGUCGUUUCUUGUAUUAAAUAGGGUAGUGUAUAUGAAGUAUGAUAAGGCUUCAAUAAAGCCAACAGGAAAAACCUGUUUAGAUUAAAAAAUGUCCAGAUUCAUCAAGAUUAUAUGAGUCACCAGUGGACAGGUGAUCCUGACUUCAAGAUAAGGUCUCUUAGGACUUCUGUCUUUCAACUUUCCCUGUCCUGACUUCAUAGUUUCUAUACUUUCCAUUAGCAGCAGAAAAUGAACAAGUACAGGGGACCAGUAACAUUUAAGGAUGUUACUGUGGAAUUCACCCAGGAGGAAUGGAAAUUGCUGGACACUGCCCAGAGGACCCUAUAUAGAGAAGUGAUGCAGGAGAACUACAGUCACCUCAUCUCAGUAGGCUAUUGUGCAAAUAGGCCAAAUGCAAUCUUCAAGUUGAAGCAAGGAAAAGAACCAUGGAUAUUAGAAGUACAAUUUCCACAUCAGAACAAGCCUGAAGACAUAUGCAAUACUAAUGACCAAGGAGCAAGAUGCCCGGAAAGCCAAGCUGAAAAUUCAAGGAAUGGAGAACUCAAGAAACAUCAGAAAACUCAUACCAAUGAGAAAACCUAUAAAUGUAAUCAAUGUGGAAAGUCCUUCUACCAGAAGUCUAUCCUCAUAAUACAUGAGCAUACUCAUUCAAAGGACAAACCCAGUGAAUGUGAGAAAUCCGUCUCUCAGAACGGACACCUCACAAGGCAACCAAAAACUCCUACCAGAGAGAAGACCUAUGAAUGUAAAGAAUGUAAGAAAACUUUCUACCAUCUGUCAUCUCUCAGUAGACAUUUGAGAACUCAUGCAGGAGAGAAACCGUAUGAAUGUAAUCAGUGUGAGAAAUCCUUCUACCAGAAACCACACCUCAUGGAACAUCAGAAAACACACACAGGAGAAAAACCCUUUGAAUGUACUGAAUGUGGGAAGUUCUUCUAUGUUAAGGCAUACCUCAUGGUACAUCAGAAAACACACACAGGGGAGAAACCAUAUGAAUGUAAGGAAUGUAGGAAGUCCUUUUCCCAGAAAUCACACCUCACAGUACAUCAGAGAACACAUACAGGGGAGAAACCCUAUAAAUGUAAGGAAUGUGGGAAAUUCUUCUCUAGAAAUUCACACCUCAAAACUCAUCAGCGAACUCACACAGGAGAGAAACCCUAUGAAUGUAAGGAAUGUGGUAAAUGCUUCUACCAGAAGUCAGCCUUAACAGUACAUCAGCGAACUCAUACAGGGGAGAAACCCUUUGAAUGUAAUAAAUGUGGAAAAACCUUUUACUAUAAAUCAGACCUCACUAAACAUCAGAGAAAACACACAGGGGAGAAGCCCUAUGAAUGUAAUGAAUGUGGUAAAUCUUUCUCUGUGAAUUCAGUCCUCAGAUUACAUCAAAGGACUCACACAGGAGAGAAACCCUAUGAAUGCAAGGAGUGUGGGAAAUCCUUCUCUCAGAAGUCACAUUUUGUCAUACAUCAGAGAAAACACACAGGAGAGAAACCCUAUGAAUGUAAGGAGUGUAAGGAAACAUUUUUUCAGAAAUCAAAACUCACUGCACAUCAGAAGACACACACAGAAGGGAAAAUCUUAUAAACAAUAUCAAUUGGAGAAUUCUGUCUGAAUUUGUCCUUCAGAAUAAUCAGAUAACUCACACAAGACAAAAAACCUUAUGAAAUAUCAUCAAUAUAGGAAAACUUCAGCCACAUUCUUUCAUCAUGGAGAGAAAUUCUAUAAAUCUCUUAGGGAGAAAUUUUUACCAUAUGUCAGACUUUUACUGAAUUUCAGACAACAUACAUGGUAGAAACACUACAAAUGGUAAAACAUGAGGGAAACCUCUCUUUCAGAAGUCAUACUUUAUUGUACAACAUAUAAACCAUACAAGAGAAAUCUAUAAGAAAAAUGAAUAUCAGGAAAUUUCUGUCAGGGUAGCCAUCAUAAAUGAGAGAUUUCUAUCAGUAUCCUGAGCAUUCAGAAAUCUUUUUAUACCUGUUGAACUAAUUAGCACA